Molecule: messenger RNA, 1406 nt
Organism: Cydia splendana
Lineage: Eukaryota; Metazoa; Arthropoda; Insecta; Lepidoptera; Tortricidae
Product: visual pigment-like receptor peropsin
Exons: 7
Coding region: 212-1186 (324 amino acids)
Biological process (GO): phototransduction; G protein-coupled receptor signaling pathway; cellular response to light stimulus
Cellular component (GO): plasma membrane; photoreceptor outer segment
Molecular function (GO): G protein-coupled photoreceptor activity
Source: RefSeq, a predicted model, not a curated record
UCCGCAGUCUGUCAAAAGAAUAUAAGUUUAUGCUCUCGAUGUCACGCACAAUGCUGUCACCCAAUCCUGGCCCAUUGUCCCCCAGUGCCUGGUUCGACAACCUGCCCAGUGUUUGUGCCCACUCGCGCUAUGUGGACGUCCCCGGGACCCUAGCGCUAGACACACCGGUGUAACCUUACCUUGGUGCCAGUGCAAUACUGUAAACUGGAGCAUGAUGCAAAACUUUUACGAUUAUCAGGAAGAUGACUGUCCGUGGUAUUAUUUUGAUAGUUCUUAUAAAACUUUAUUAGGGAGUUGUCUCUUUGUCUUCGGAGUGUUCGGGGUGCUGCUCAACGGCUGGCUUUUCAUCACCUUCCUCCAUAGUCACCUGCUAACCUUCAGGAGCCAUAUUCUAGUGCUAAAUCUUUGCUCGGCGUCGCUCGGCAGGAAUUUGCUCGGAUUUCCUUUCGCGGGGGCCUCAGCCGUAACAAAACGAUGGUUAUUCGGAUCAGCGUGCUGUCAACUAUUUGCAUUUUUAAAUCAAUUUUACGGUGUCUUUCAAAUGACUGCAUUACUUGUUAUUAUUCUAGAGCGAUACCUUCUAGCAAGGUUCUACAGACGUGAGAGGAUUCUGCACCUACGAUUAUACUAUAUCCUCGUGGGUGUGUGUUUCCUGAACGGCGCUGUGUUCGCGACGCCGCCUCUAUUCGGCUACGGGCUCUACUCCUGCGACCCGACCGGGACCGUGUGCACGUUCUUCUGGCCCUCUGGGACCUCUGGUGCCAAGCAGAUAGGAUACACAGUGCCCUACGUUAUCCUUUGUGGAGUGAUACCAGUCAUUGCUAUUUUCUAUUACACGGGUAAAGCUGUUCGCCUAGAAACUAUUUAUUACAGAAGUGAACAACAAAAAGAACACAAAAGAUUAACGCAGAGUGUCCACGUCCUCACAAUCUCCACGCUGGCGCUAUGGAUCCCUAGUGGAGUCCUGGCAGGGUACCAGUGGUUCCCAGCUCUGGUCCUGAGCUACCGAAGCCACGUACCACCAACAUUGGCGCUUAUAGCGCCCAUUGCAUCGGAGGCGGCGACCAGCAUCCCCGUGCUGUGCUACCUGUUCGCGGACGAGCGGCUGCGCGCGGCGCUGCUCGGCCGCGUGCGGCGACACUACGCGUUGCUGCGGCCAGACCGCGCCAAACGCUUCCAGGCAUAACCCAGGGCAAGCUCCACAUUUCGGAAGAAACCUGUUGACUACGAAAGCACCAUCAAGCUACUUCAACUAGCCUACGCAGAGCGCUUCCGACCCACCCUACCUGGUAUAAUGGUAUAAUCCAAUUUGCGGCUCUGUUGUGAUGACGACAGCGCAUGAUCACCUGGUAUUUCGAACAGAACCCAACAAGAGGUUCUAGGCCAGUAAGGCAAAUAGUGAGAUC